AUGGUACCAGGAGGCAAUUCCAAACCAGGUUCUUCGGUUGUGAAGGAUGACAAGCCAUGUGCGAUAUGCUCCAAGCCGGGGCAUCGAGCGCGCAACUGUGAGGAGUUUAAAAAGCUGUCUCUCCCGCAACGUCUUCGACUGGUGGAAACCCGGAAGUUUUGUGCCUUGUGUCUUUACAAUCACGGUAACACGCGAUGCCGGAACAAGUUCCAGUGCAAUGUAGCAGGUUGUAACGGCAAACAUCAUUACCUGUUGCAUCGAUCUGAUAUCGGGGAGGAAUCGAGCUGCAUGGUGCACCAUAAGAUAUCGACGUCUUUCGUUACAUUUCGCGUCAUACCGGUCUCACUGAUUAACGGGAACAAGCGUGUCGACACGUACGCUUUUCUCGAUGAGGGUUCAUCCAAAACGUUAUUGGAAAAAGACGUGGCAAUGAAGCUAGGACUUAAAGGAACCGUUAGGCCUCUAGAUUUGAAGUGGACAUCGGGGGUGACUCGAACCGAGAAGACAUCGAUGCGGGUUAAUUUGACCGUAGCUGGAAAAGGGUUGUCUGAACAGUAUCCAUUAAAAGACGUGCACACCAUCGGACAUUUGAAUUUGCCAAGACAGAGCACGAGUUUCGGAGAGGUGAUUCGUAAGUUCCAACAUCUGCAAGAUUUGUUCGUUGCUGAUUUCAAAAAUGCUGAACCGACAAUAUUGAUCGGGUUGGACAAUAUGGAUCUAAUAGCACCUAUCGAAUCAAGAAUUGGCAAAGCAGGUGAACCAGUUGGAUUGCAUUGCAAGCUGGGGUGGACGAUUUCCGGGCCAGGAUGCAAUGCGACAAGAGACGACUAUUGCGGAAUACAUCAGUGUGACGAAGUAAUGGAUCAAGUGUUGAAAAACUAUUUCACAAUGGAAGAAGCCGGGAUUAAUUGUCCAUAUCGUGUUGAAUCUGAUGAGGACCGAAGGGCUCGAAGCAUGUUGGAGACAACUACCGUUAGAAUAGGAGCUGGGUUUGAAACAGGUAUGCUGUGGAAACUAGACGAUAUAAAUCUUCCUGACAGCUACCAUAUGGCGUAUCGACGGCUUCAGGGCUUGGAGAAGCGAUUCAAGAGAGAAACGGACUUGCGAGAGAAAGUGUGGCAUGCAAUUGAGGACUUCAUCGAGAAGGGGUACGCUCACAAAGCAACAUCAGAAGAGAUCUCCAGAAUAGAGCCUGGCAAAGCGUGGUAUUUACCAUUGAAUGUGGUAACCAACACCAAGAAACCGGGAAAGAUUCGACUGACGUUGGACGCAGCAGCGAAGGCAGGUGGAAUAUCCCUCAAUGACAUGCUGCUCAAGGGCCCGGACAUGUUGGUUUCAUUGUUAGAAAUUCUGAACUGCUUUCGAGGUCGACGAAUAGGAUUUAGAGGAGACAUUAGAGAAAUGUUCUUGCAGAUCAAGAUGCGGGAGCCAGAUAAGCGAUUCCAAAAAUUUCUAUUUCGGCUGGACUCAUCCUGUACUCCUGAUAUCUAUGUGAUGGAUGUAGUCAUAUUUGGAGCCAAAUGCUCGCCAUGUAACGCUCAUUUCACAAAAGAUGCCAACGCUCGCGAACAUGCUGAUCAAUUUCCGGAUGCUGCAAAUGCAAUCAUCAAUCGGCACUAUGUCGAUGAUUAUUUUGACAGUGCAGAUACUGAAGAGGAGGCAAUUCAACGAGCAGUGGAUGUGCGUUAUGUUCACUCAUUGGGAGGAUUCGAAAUCCGCAAUUGGGUGAGCAAUUCACCUAAAGUACUUGCAGCAUUGGGAGAACACGGAAAGUCAACGAAAACGCUCAGCUAUGACAAAACAUUAGAAUCCGAACGUGUAUUGGGUUUGCUGUGGAAACCAGAAGAAGAUGUGUUCACCUUCACUAUGGGACUAAAUGACAAACUACUGCCGUAUCUCACCAACAGUAUCCGACCAACGAAGCGAAUUAUCCUGCAGUGUGUCAUGAGUUUUUUUGACCCAAUAGGAUUUCUCUCACCGCUGUUGAUUCACGGAAGAAUAAUAAUCCAGGAGACUUGGAGAAGUAGAACCGAAUGGGAUCAGUCUGUGACGGACGAACUCUUCGGGCGUUGGCUAGGUUGGACGAAGCUACUAUCAGACAUCGAGAAAGUUAGGAUUCCGCGUUGUUUCUUCGGUGACGAAUCGAUUAACGAUAUACGAGCAAUUCAAUUGCAUAUAUUCUCGGAUGCAGGCGAAGACGCUUAUGGUUGUGUAGCUUAUCUACGAUAUCUUGUGAGGGACGAAAUUCGAUGUGCGCUAGUUGGAUCUAAGGCUAAAGUAGCUCCACUGAAACUGACAUCAACACCUCGAUUGGAGCUACAAGCUGCGGUUAUUGGGGCAAGACUGAUGAAUGUUCUCAAGACAAGUCUUCCGGUUACAAUUCAAGAACAGUUUUUGUGGGUGGAUUCUACGACAGUUUUAUCAUGGAUACGCUCUGAUAGUCGUAAAUACAAACCGUAUGUGGCACACCGAGUUGCUGAAAUUCUGCACACGACAGACAUCGCUGCAUGGAGAUACGUCCCAUCAAGAAUGAACAUCGCAGACGAUUUAACUAAGUGGGGUUCUGGAACAACUGUAGAUCCGGAGUGUCGAUGGUUUCUAGGUCCACCAUUUUUACACGAACCCAUGGAAUCAUGGCCGGAGCAGCCCAAAACGAAAUUGUUGGUACCUGAUGAACUGAAGCCGUGCUACUUGUUCCAUCAUAUUGUCUUACCGGAAGCAAUCAUCGAUGUGACUCGAAUUUCAAAAUGGAAACAUGAUGGGCGGAAGGCGAUUAUUCCGGCUGUACACGUGGCGAUCCAGCAAGAAGAACUGUGUAAAGCGGAACAUCUGCUUUGGCGAAUGGCUCAGGCAGAUAAAUUUGCGGACGAAGUGAAGAUUCUGAAGAGAAAUAAGGACGUCGCAUGA
Molecule: messenger RNA, 2907 nt
Organism: Toxorhynchites rutilus septentrionalis
Lineage: Eukaryota; Metazoa; Arthropoda; Insecta; Diptera; Culicidae
Exons: 2
Coding region: 1-2907 (968 amino acids)
Molecular function (GO): nucleic acid binding; zinc ion binding
Source: RefSeq, a predicted model, not a curated record